GCUAACGGCUCAUUAGCUAGCCAAACACCGAGCGGUAACGUCCGCAAAGAUUGGAUUUAAAUCCGCGUUAACGGGUCCGCUGUGCGUCUGUUUACCGAACACGGGCGAAGAUGCUCCCUCCAACACGCGCUCACACACCUGCGCCUCAGGCCGUGCGAUGGGAGUUUGUCUCCGCGGGGGAAACAUCGAGCUGAAGAAUCGACAGCAGCCGCACCUGAACUGAACGCGCUCUAACGCACACCUGUGUGCCCUCACACACACACCCUCAGACCACAGAGGGAGUUGUUUUUUCACCUCCAGGUCAGACACUGCCGUCCCACGGUGCAUUGCUGCGUCACCGUCGUCCACCAUGUCGGACGCCCCCGAGGCUGCGCCCCCCAGCCCCCCCACCCUCACCAACCCGCCCCCGCCUGAGGUCACCAAUCCCACCAAACCCGGCAGAAAGACCAACCAGCUGCAGUACAUGCAGAACGUGGUGGUGAAGACUCUGUGGAAGCAUCAGUUCGCCUGGCCCUUCUACCAGCCGGUCGACGCCAUCAAACUCUGCCUGGCGGACUACCACAAGGUGAUCAAGAACCCGAUGGACAUGGGGACCAUCAAGAAACGUCUGGAGAACAAUUAUUACUGGAGCGCCAGUGAGGCGAUGCAGGACUUCAACACCAUGUUCACCAACUGUUACAUCUACAACAAGCCCACAGACGACAUCGUCCUCAUGGCUCAGGCUCUGGAGAAAAUCUUCCUGCAGAAAGUUGCUCAGAUGCCUCAAGAAGAAGUCGCUCUGCUGCCGCCGGCGCCCAAAGGGAAGAGCAAGAGCAAACAGCCCGCCGCGGCUACUACAGGUACUACAGUGAGUCAGCAGGCGGAGUCUUCAGCCUCUCCUCCCCCCUCGUAUCCCUCCCCCUCCCCCUCUCAAACACCUGUCAUCUCGACCACACCCACACCUGUCCAGACCACACCCCCUGUCGCUGCCCCGCAGCCCCCGGCAACCAUGAUGCCGUCUGCACAGCCUGUCGUCAAGAAGAAAGGUGUGAAGAGGAAAGCCGACACCACCACUCCCACAACGUCGGCCAUCUCUGCCGGUCGUGCAGACUCUCCGUCCGCUCAGGACACCAAACCUCCAAAACUGGGCUCGUCCCGCCGCGAGGCCGCCGCCCGCCCCGCUAAGGCCCGCAGGGAGACGGUUGAGGAAGUGGCGGGGGGUGAGGUGGGAGCCGGUGGAGGGGGAGCCGCUGGGAGGAAGAGCGGUAAGCUCGGUGAGCAGAUGAAACACUGCGACGCCAUUCUGAAGGAAAUGCUCUCUAAGAAACACGCCGCCUACGCCUGGCCCUUCUACAAGCCGGUGGACGCCGAGGCGCUGGAGCUGCACGACUACCAUGACAUCAUCAAACACCCCAUGGACCUUAGCACCGUUCGGAAAAAGAUGGAUAAAGGAGAGUACAGUGAUCCUCAAAGUUUUGCGACUGACGUCAGGUUAAUGUUCUCCAACUGUUACAAGUACAACCCUCCAGACCACGAGGUGGUGGCUAUGGCCCGCAAGCUGCAGGACGUGUUUGAGAUGCGUUUCGCUAAGAUCCCAGAUGAGGGCCUGGAGGCGUCGGUCCCGUCUACAACGCCUUUGGUCAGUAAAAGCACCGCCUCCUCUGACAGCAGCAACAACUCCUCCUCCGACGAAUCGUCCGACUCAGAGGAGGAGCGAGCCACGCGAUUGGCUGAGCUACAGGAGCAGGUUGGUGCUGCCGACCAAUCACAGUUGAAGGCGGUGCACGAGCAGCUGGCCGUCCUGUCCCAGGCUCCGGUCAGCAAGCCAAAGAAGAAGAAAGAGAAGAAAGACAAGGAAAAGAAGAAAGAAAAGGAGAAAGACAAAGGGAACAAGGGCAAAAUGGAGGAAGAGAAGAAGCCCAAGGCUGCCGCUCAGCAGCCCAAACCAGCCAAUCAGAAGAAAGCACCGGCCAGGAAAGCAAACAGCACGGUGACAGCCACUAGGCAACCUAAGAAAGGCACUAAGGCGUCGGGCGGUGGCUCGGCCAAUGGAGAUGACGGCGAGGAGUCAUCUCUGCCGAUGUCGUAUGACGAGAAGCGCCAGCUGAGUCUGGAUAUAAACCGGCUGCCGGGGGAGAAGCUGGGCCGCGUCGUCCACAUCAUCCAGUCCAGAGAGCCAUCGCUGAGGGACUCCAACCCAGAUGAGAUCGAGAUCGACUUUGAAACCCUCAAACCCUCCACACUCCGAGAGCUGGAGCGCUAUGUCAAGUCCUGCCUGCAGAAGAAGCAGAGGAAGCUACUGCAGAAAGCAGCCGGUGGCGGGGCCUCAGGAGGCGGGGCUAGUCGUUUGAGUGGCAGCUCCUCGUCCUCCUCUGAUGACAGCUCCUCAACAGGAACCUCCUCUUCCUCCGACACAGACUGAACACACACAUGUUACUGAACACACACACAGAGGUUUAUCCACUCUACACACACGCCGACGCAGACGAACACACAUCCACGUAAACUUCAUCCUGAACAAACACCCACACAAACAAAAGACAGAGAUACACACUCUGAACUUCUGACAACACACACCCCUAUAUAUAAAACACACACACGCCCAGACUCGGAGACUGUAUGUAAAUAGGCUGACCUGUUUUUUAGCUCCUAGUGUCGUUUUUUUUUUCCUGGAGGAAUGCAAACAGAAGAGAAGAAGAUGAGGAAAACAACAACUUCCCACCAAGAGAAGAAGAAGAAAGUAAGGAGACGUGUGGCAGGGCAUCGCUGACCUUUAUUCUUCUUCCUCUUCUUGGACGGCCGGCUGUGACCCCUGACCUCCGAAAACAUUCCAGAAACAUCUAUAGAGCAUCGUGGGAGAGGAGGUGAUCUCAGCGGGGUUUUACUCAACGUUUCGGGGUAUUGAUUGACUUUGGAAGUGGGGCUGCAAAAGAGCAUCCUCGUAAAUGUUCAGAGCAUCAUGGGACACUUGAAGGCCCCGCCGGGGGCCAAUCAAGUUCUUUCCAUAGAUUGUAGUUCUUAUCAGAUCUGCAAUAAAUCUAUAAUCAGUGAAACUGUUUCGACUGGAGACGAUCCAGUUCUGAUGGAUUAUGUUCAGACAUCAACUGGUCACAUGAGCUGACAGAACAGGAAGAGUUUGCUUUCCAAAACUCCACAAAUUGGCUUGAGGAGACGUGAAACUUGCUGCAGAGAGAAGAUCUUCAACGGCUCCGUCAUUAUUUAGUGACGCGCUUAAACAUCCACUCAGUGUUGGUAGUUUCUCAUCAGUUGAGUGGCUGAGCACUCAACUGAUGCUGUAGGUGCAGUCAGUCUGUCGCUCUCUCCACGCCGAAACAUUUCUGUAAUGAUGGCGUCUUGUAGCGGCGUCCAGGGUGACAUCACAGUGACUCUGAUGUGGUGCACGCCCCCUUGAUAAACAGCAGUUGUGUGCGGAGAGCGGCACGGGUCCAAACUGAAGCGGGAGGUGGCGUCUGUUGUCAGGACCGACUGUCUCUGGGACAUGUGAAGGGGGCGUGGUCAGAGUGUAACAUGAUAUUAAUCAGGUUUAAAUGCAGCUGACUUUAUUAGUUAUUUUCUCGAUCAGUUGUUUAGUCCGUGACGUCUUCAAACGUCCGGUUCUGUCCAGCCGAGGAGAUUCAGCGCGAGAUUCUCUCUCUGCAACCUGUUUCACGACGUCCCUGCAGCUGUUUUCUUUUUAUUAAACUGAUAAUCUUGAAUUAAUUUUCAGCUCAAAGGAAGGAAAUCCGUUGAAUAUUUGAUGGAUUCUCAGAAAGCCUGAUGUUUUGUUCUUAAAAUCAGAAGUUUGACUCAAACGGGAUCCAGGUUUCUUAUUUAAAAGUGAAAACCCUCUGAGACCCGUCCUCUGCUGGUCCUGCAACACAAACCCACAACCUCCUGUCUGUCCCCGGGGCCACCAGGCUCGGACCCCCCCCCCCCCCCCCAAACUGGCGCCGGCUCUGUCAGCAGAGAGCAAGACGAACUUUUUUUUUUUUUUUAACACUACAUUUCCUUUUAUUCUUCUGUUUUUGAUUUUUCAGGUUGUGCUGAACUUGUUUGUGUCUUAUAAGGUUCUCUAUAUAAAAAUGUCUUUGUACCGCUGUCUUGUUCCAGACCGACCCCCCCUCCACCAAAACAAACGCCCUCAUACUGUAACAGCCCCCGCCUCACGGGUACUUCCUGUCAGAGAUUAAACUCACGGCAGUUUUAGGUUCUUUUAAGUUGAUGAUUUUAGCAGGAGCUCACGGCGGCUCGAACAGAAGGAGAAGAAAACGUCUGCUGAGAAAAUAAAAAGCUUUUGUUAAAAGUUUCCCAACAAAAAAAGAAAGUUGCAACUGUGUAAAAAUAAAAAACAUCAAUGUCACGUUUGAAAUCUGUGAGGAAAAACAGCUGUUUAUUUUUUUAUCAGUUCAUUAUUUACUCUUUAAAAUGUCCAAAAUAAAGACUAGCUCGUUGUGAGGAGGCCACAUUUUUAUUGGUGUUUUCUUCUCUGAUCAGUAAAAACUAAACCUGAUCUGAUCAAUGAACCAAAGUCCGCUUUCAUCUCUCUUAAAUAACCUGUGAUCUGAUUGGCUGCAGCGGGGCCUCGUCAGCUCUGACUGAUUAACUGAAACUGUUUUAAAAACAAACCAGCAGAUUUUUUUAUUUCACCUGCUGCAGAAACACCCGAUGGUCCCUUUAGGCCAGCAGGGUCCUCGUGGCGUUCCCGAAGGAGUUCCUUGUGUUGUGGUGUCAGGUCGAGGUGAAGGGACGAAACGAGCUUUAACACGAGACCAAGACUGGUUGGUCGGGUAAAGUCUUGUGAAGCUUGUUAAAUCAAUUUCUCGUGUCCUCUGAACACAUGACAGGAAGAGAGCGCGUGUGUGCGGCGGCGUGUUCGAUGUGUCCCUGAAUCCUCCGGCAGAAGGUUAAAAUUUCCAAUUUUCCAACAUGGUUUUUGAACAUGAAGAGGCAGGCGGGGGAGAUUGUGUCGAUGCCGAUUGAACAAUCAGAAUGAAUCAUGACUCCUGCCCUCACACAGCUCACCUGCCUGUUUCCUGCAAACAAACGCCGCCUCCUCAUAUGUGACCUUCGACCUCUGCGGAAAGCUGAAAGCGUUAAAUGACAGGAAGCUCAACCUCGGAUUGUGGAUUUGGACGUUCAGACCAGGACUCGGGGGCUCGAUCUGGACUUGGGGAUCUUCAGACCUUCACGCACAGCCUUUGUUUAGCCCUGAGUUUUGCUUCUCAGGCUUUGUUCAUAUUCUGCCUCCUGCGAUCGGUGCAGAUUGUCGCUGAGUAAAGAUAUUAAAUGGUGUAAUUAUUGACUAACGAUGCCUUCACAGCAGGACGGAGACCUUGAAAUGAAUCUGCCGGUUCUGAUCACUGAUUUAAGUCGUGUUUUAUUUUCUGAUCAUUUCCUGUUUGAUCUAACUUCACAUGUUUCUGAAGCUUUCAACCAAAAGUCACGGCCUUCAUCAGCGGCUUGUUGAUCGUGUGAUGAAUUUGAGCUUUUUUCUUUAAACUUGUUGGGAAACUAAAAAAAAAAAAAAUAGUUUUUGCUUUGGACAUUUUACAGACUUUAAUAAUUAAUAACCUAAAAGCAUCAGUAAGGAGAAACGGGCCUCGUCUCCCGGUGUGACGGACAGUCGGACAGCCCGUUGCCACAGUAACCCUCCUCUGUUUUUAGUUGAUGGUCGAGCUUUGAAGCUAAUAGUUAAUUUUUGUAUUUUAAUAAGAAAAAGGAAAAAAGUGAUUUUAUGUAUUUGCAUGCACUCCGGCCGUACGUUCUUUCUUCCGUAUGUUUGAGCACUGUAUAGUAGCUGUAUAGUAGCUGUCUGAGGUUUAGAACGAACUCCGCUCGCUAGAGUAGAGACACCGAGAGAGACAGAGAGAGGACGAACCGACGAAAAACCAACAAGUGAAUUAUUUGAUGUAAUUACUGAUAUGGGAUCCUUAUUUUCUGAGUUCCUUUGUUUUCAUAAAUAAACACAUAAACUGA
Micropterus dolomieu (smallmouth bass) is the source of this 5955-nucleotide messenger RNA. Its product is annotated as bromodomain-containing protein 3-like. Bases 350 to 2401 code for a protein of 683 amino acids. Gene Ontology annotation, cellular component: chromatin; nucleus. Lineage: Eukaryota; Metazoa; Chordata; Actinopteri; Centrarchiformes; Centrarchidae. The transcript is spliced from 12 exons. Gene Ontology annotation, biological process: regulation of DNA-templated transcription; chromatin remodeling. The record is from RefSeq and is a predicted model, not a curated record.